CAUCUGCGCGAGGUGCGCAUGCCCAAUGGCAGAGACUAGCUCGCACUCGUCAACCACGCACCGGGCCGAGCUGUCAUCCACGUUCUCGUCAUCUUCUCCAGCCGACAACCGUGUUUCACCGUGUUUUAUCCCCAACUGUACACGUCGGGCCUCGAUGACACUUUUUAGACACAGCGGCCCAGACGCACAAGAUUGAGCGUUUUUCAAAGCGGAGAAAACGAGACAUUAUCGAGACAUCAUUUUCUCAGCAAAUAAGAAGGUGCAAGAUGACGUUGGAUAGGGGUUGGAUGUGGUGCGUGCUGCUCCUGUCCUCCCUGGCUGUGGCAGCUGUAGCGGCCCAGGAGAACCAGUUGGACGUUGAUGUUUCAGACAUCGAUGAAGAUGUGGCAUUGGAUGAGGAAGAAUUGGAGGUUCUGAUGGCAGAAGAAGAGGAGGAGGCAACGGGGAUGGAUGAAGACAACUAUGAUGAGACUGUCGACACAGCAAGUGCUGGCAAGGCUGAAAUGGAUGCAAAUGUUUCUUUCCAGGUAACCUACAAGACUCCUGUUCCCACUGGAGAUGUAUACUUUUCGGAGACAUUUGAUGAUGGAACACUGGACAGUUGGCAGCUGUCGAAGACAGUAAAGGGGGAUGCAGAUGAUGACAUCGCCAAAUAUGACGGGAAGUGGGCUGUGGAGCAGCUGAAGGAGAACAAAGUUCCAGGAGACCAGGGUCUGGUGCUCAAGUCCCGGGCCAAACACCACGCUAUCGCCGCAAUGCUUAACAAGCCCUUUGUCUUCAAGGAUGAGCCUCUGGUCAUACAGUAUGAGGUGAAUUUCCAGAAUGGUAUCGACUGUGGUGGAGCAUACAUCAAACUGCUAACAGACACUGGCAAUCUUAAUCUGGAGCAGUUCCAUGACCGUACACCUUACACCCUCAUGUUUGGACCAGACAAGUGUGGGGAGGACUACAAGCUGCACUUCAUCUUCCGCCACCAGAAUCCCCUGAACAAAGACAUGGAGGAGAAGCAUGCCAAGAGGCCUGAUGUCGACCUCAAAAAGUUCUACACCGACAAGAAGACUCACCUCUACACUUUAGUCCUGAACCCAGACAACAGCUACGAGAUGCUCAUCGACCAGUCCAGUGUGAGCCGCGGCAGCCUGCUGCACGACGUGGUGCCACCAGUCAACCCAGCCAAAGAGAUAGACGACCCAAAUGACUCCAAGCCGGAGGACUGGGACGAGAAGGCCAAGAUUCCUGACCCCGAGGCUACCAAGCCCGAUGACUGGGAUGAAGAUGCUCCAGCAAAGAUUGACGACCCUGAUGCUUUGAAGCCAGAGGGCUGGCUGGACGAUGAACCAGACUUUGUCGCAGACUCUAAUGCUGAGAAACCAGAAGACUGGGAUGAGGAGAUGGAUGGGGAGUGGGAGGCCCCGCAGGUUCCUAACCCAGCCUGUGAGACAGCCCCCGGCUGUGGGGAGUGGAAGCGUCCCCAGAUCAACAACCCUCAGUACAAGGGCAAGUGGAAAGCCCCUCUGGUGGACAAUCCCAACUAUCAGGGAGUCUGGAAGCCGCGUAAAAUCGAUAACCCGGACUACUUUGAAGACCUGCAGCCGUUCAGGAUGGCACCUUUCAAGGCCGUGGGCUUGGAGUUGUGGUCCAUGACCUCGGAUAUCUACUUUGACAACUUCAUUAUCACCUCUCACAAGGAGGUGGCCGACCGCUGGGCCUCUGACAGCUGGGGGCUCAAGAAACUGGUGGCCAGCGCUAACGAGCCGGGGAUUUUUGCUCAGCUGAUGAUGGCAGCAGACGAGCGCCCGUGGCUCUGGGUGAUCUACAUACUGACGGUUGGCCUGCCCAUAGGACUGGCUGUGCUCUUCUGCUGGCCAAAGAAGUCAGACGACGAUGAUUAUGUGUACAAGAAGGUGGAUCCGCCCCAGGCUGAUGUAGAAGAGGAGGAUGAAGAGGACGGAGAAGAGGAGGCAGCAGAGGAGGAAGACAAAGCAGCCGAGGCUACACACGGAGCAGCAGCUGCAGCAACAGAAGAGGCUGCGGACGACGACGAUGAGGAGGAGGACGAAGCCGAUGCGGGAGGGGACAAUCUAGAGAGGGAUAAUGACGAGGAGGAGGAGGAAGAAGAAGAAGAGGAAGAGGAGGAGGAGGGAGAAGAGGAGAGCAAAGCUCCUGAGAGAAUAAUAGAAGAGGAGCCGAAGGAGGGCGGAGACAUCACCGAAGAGAGCCACAAACAGGCUGUGAGAAAGAGGAGGGUACGGAAAGACUGAGACGUGAGUGACCGACUGUCUCCUUUCUACCCGGAUGCGGAGGAGGUGGAAGGGCCGUCUCAGCUGCUGCUGCUCCCCCCCCCUCUCUCUCUCUCCACAAGCGGAGCAGCAUGCAUUUCCUCCAAACCACGUGGUAGCCUGCAGUCACCCCGGCUGCCCCAUCCCUUGGCUACACCCAUCACAGGACCCUCCCGUCUCUCUCUCUCUCCCUCCCUCCCCGCCUGCUCUUUGAACUAUCCAAUGAAUCCCCUGGAGAUUAUGUGCAUUUAGAUGUUUUCCCUCCUCCAUCCUGAGUUUCCACGCUUUUUUCAUCCUUCUUUUCUCAAAGCAAUUGCUGUCACAACCCCCGUCAGCCUAAAGAGGCCCACCUCUUCCGCCGCUGUUCCUGUUCUGCUGUCAGUCUGUCUCUCUGAAUAUACGCCAUCGUAGAUCUCCUGUGAGAGUGAAGGCAGCAGGGAGCGUCUGCACUGCCGCCAGCUGUUCGUACUAUUUGAAAGCAUAUCAUAGGGGCAACAUCUCAGAAGUUACCUUAUUUGUGUGUCCUUGGUUUUAUAGAACAUGUUUGAGGACACGAUUGGACAAAGUUCCAUCCCCGUUUGAAGUUGUUGAAGUUUUAAGAACAGGCCAGGCGGAGGGGUUGCCAGGCUGCUAGGAAAGGCUGUUUGACAUGUUACUGCAGUGUCAGGACAUUUCAGCUGAGAAGUUGCCUCAGCUUAGGUUAAAACGUUUUAUUUUCUAAAUGGACAUUCUGUGUAGAUUUUAGGUAGUUUGUAAGGAGCAUUACUUUGGUGUUUAAUACUGUUAGAGCAAUUUAAGCAUUGAUGAUUAGCACAGAUCACACUAUUUAUUGGUUUCGUUUGUUUUAUGUUAUCUAUUAAGAUUUAAGUGACUUGAGGCAGUUUUCUUAAAUAUGAUAUGCUGCUGGUGUGCCGAUUCUGAAACACUACCUGAUCAAAACACCAAAUGCCUUGGCCAUCAGUUGUCAAUAAGACCGAGUAUAUCAGUGGGUUCCUACAGCAAACAGCUGUGGAAACAUGUCUCAUUCAGUCCGCACACAGCGGUGCUCCCCCACACUAGCUAGACCAGCUGGAGAUCAGAUCCUAGAUCAUUGCCUGGGGUAAAACAUUCAUUCUAAUUUGUUUUUUUUAUUAUUGUCUCAAGCUUUUGUAGUUCAUGUUCUAGCCAAAUUCUGGCAGAUAUCCCUGUUUACAUUUGUUUGCAAAUUGUACAUUGCUCUUGAAAAAAGUAUUUAAUAAAAAUAAAAUUCAAAAGUCUGAUCAAAUGAGACAUCUUUCAUUUAGAAGGAUCUUUUCUUUUGCUCUCUGACAGAUAAUGUAGGGUUGUGAAAGUGAC
This is a messenger RNA of Etheostoma cragini (Arkansas darter), 3614 nucleotides long. It is a transcript of the gene clgn, whose product is annotated as calmegin. The transcript has 15 exons. NCBI's taxonomy places the organism in Eukaryota, Metazoa, Chordata, Actinopteri, Perciformes, Percidae. Gene Ontology annotation, biological process: protein folding. The record is from RefSeq and is a predicted model, not a curated record. Gene Ontology annotation, cellular component: endoplasmic reticulum membrane; endoplasmic reticulum. Gene Ontology annotation, molecular function: calcium ion binding. Bases 267 to 2261 code for a protein of 664 amino acids.